AUGGACGAACCGGAGACCAGCCUCCAGCCACGGGAAACGACCUACCCGCUGAUCCAGGUGCAGCCCCGCCCCUCGGUGCCCCUGGAUGCGCUCCUCUCCCGUAGGCUUCAGAGACCCACUCCUCACGGCGAGCGGGAGCUGGUCUCAGUGUUUGUGGAGGAAGUGGAGUCUCCCUCAAAGUUCUACAUCCGCUUCAGCUCCACAGGAGAGGCCCGAGCCAUGGAGGAAAUGAUGAUCCAGAUGAGGCGCUGCUACACCUGCCCAGAGGUCUCCGCUCGGUACCGGUUGCCGCAGAGGUUUGUGCGUCGGGGUCAGGUGUGUUGUGUGUCUCCCAAAGGAAUGUGGUUCUACAGAGUUGUGAUCCACGCCGUGCUCAGUCCGACGUCUGUGGAGGUCUACUACGCCGACUUCGGAGCCAUCACCACCGUGCCGACCAGCGACCUCAAGUUCCUCAAGUCGUGUUACUCGGUGCUUCCUGCUCAGGCUGUUCCUGCUUCUUUGGUCGGAAUCAAACCUGCAAACGGGCAGUGGACCCCCCAGGACACUGAUACCUUCCAGCGCCUGUGCUGGGACCGGACACUAGUGGGCGCUCUGGACUCGUACAGCGGUGACAUUUUACUGCUGUAUCUGUGCGACACUCACACUGAGCAGGACGUGUAUCUGCACUCGGCCCUGAUCCAGAUGGGAGCAGGAGAGGCCUGCAGCACCGACUCCAGCCAAGAGUGCUGUGAUGUCACUCCCGUGAGCCUGUACCUGGGAGAGGGUCUGAUAGACCUGCCUGAGCUGGAACCUCUGGAGCUUCACCCCUUACAGCAGGAGGAGGAGGAGGUGCUGCCUGAUCUGGAGUACAUCGGAGGCUGUGACAUCACCUCCCCCCCUCACGCCUCACAGGCCCCUGACAGUUUUCCGGAAAGGGUCCUGAAACAGCUCCUCCUGAGCCAGGCCCCAGACCUGAGCCAGGCCCCAGACCUGAGCCAGGCCCCAGACCUAAGCCAGGCCCCAGACCUGAGCCAGGCCCCAGACCUGAGCCAGGCCCCAGACCUGAGCCAGGCCCCAGACCUGAGCCAGGCCCCAGACCUGAGCCAGGCCCCAGACCUGAGCCAGGCCCCAGACCUGAGCCAGGCCCCAGACCUGAUCCAGGCCCCAGACCUGAUCCAGGCCCCAGUGUCUGCUCUGUGUGACGCUGGAUACCACCAGCCUCCCCCGCCUCUGCUCCGGACCCUCAGCAUGCACACCCCCGACCUGGGCCAGAGACAGUCCAGCCAGUCAGGUUCCCCGGUGUCGCCGCUGGUGCUGUUCAAAGACCUGUUCCCGCUCUUUAAGCGACAGUAA
Knipowitschia caucasica is the source of this 1332-nucleotide messenger RNA. The record is from the annotation of a GenBank genome assembly. NCBI's taxonomy places the organism in Eukaryota, Metazoa, Chordata, Actinopteri, Gobiiformes, Gobiidae.